Molecule: messenger RNA, 418 nt
Organism: Caenorhabditis sp. 36 PRJEB53466
Lineage: Eukaryota; Metazoa; Nematoda; Chromadorea; Rhabditida; Rhabditidae
Source: the annotation of a GenBank genome assembly
AUGCCGCCAAAACCGUCAGCCAAAGGAGCCAAGAAGGCCGCGAAGGCUGUGAAGCCGAAGGUCGACAAGAAGAGAAAGCACUCGCGCAAAGAGUCCUACUCGGUCUACAUCUACCGUGUUCUCAAGCAGGUCAGUUCUUUCUACUUUCCCAAUAGUUUCGCAAUCUAUCAAACGUUUCCAGGUUCACCCAGACACUGGAGUCUCCUCGAAGGCCAUGUCCAUUAUGAACUCGUUCGUCAACGACGUCUUCGAGCGCAUCGCCGCCGAAGCUUCUCGUCUGGCCCACUACAACAAGCGCUCGACGAUCUCGUCCCGCGAAAUCCAGACGGCCGUCCGUCUGAUUCUUCCGGGAGAGCUCGCCAAGCACGCCGUCUCCGAAGGAACCAAGGCUGUCACCAAGUACACCUCCAGCAAAUAA